This is a messenger RNA of Gasterosteus aculeatus aculeatus (three-spined stickleback), 951 nucleotides long. RefSeq names its product cytochrome c-a. The record is from RefSeq and is a predicted model, not a curated record. Gene Ontology annotation, molecular function: electron transfer activity; heme binding. NCBI's taxonomy places the organism in Eukaryota, Metazoa, Chordata, Actinopteri, Perciformes, Gasterosteidae.
GGCCGAUGUGGGUGUGACGCGCAUUCUGGAGCUGUGGCGUCUUCACUGAGUUGCUCUGUUUAUUGAACCGCUCCCCUAAAUCUGACAGUUUGAGCUUCCCGUUCAGUCGUGCUUUUGAAACCGCAAAACUUUUUUACCUUCACCGGAAGAUCUGAGGCUUUGGGACGUGGAGGAGGGUUUUUUUUUUUUUUUAUCUGGAGGAUCUACACACCCUGUCGGGUCAUGGCGGACAUCAACAAAGGCAAGAAGGUGUUUACCCAGAAAUGUUCCCAGUGCCACACCGUGACGCAGGAGGGACGCCACAAGGUGGGACCCAACCUGUGGGGUCUGUUUGGAAGAAAGACGGGACAGGCGCCUGGCUUCUCCUACACACAGGCCAACAUCAAUAAAGGCAUCACGUGGGAUGAGGAAACGCUGGAUGUCUACCUUCAAAAUCCUAAGAAGUACAUUCCUGGUACCAAGAUGGUCUUCAACGGCCUCAAAAAGAAAAAGGAAAGACUGGAUAUUAUAGCUUAUUUAAAGGACGCCACCUCCUAAUGUACUGAAAACACAAAACACUCAAAGGUAUUGCACUGUACAUUCAGGGGGAAAACAAUGUGUUCUUUGAUUUCAUUUUGCAUUCACAACAGUUAUAAAAUAGGCUACUAGAUUGCUGCCACACUGUUUCUGUGUGUAGGAGAAUGUUUUUAAUUAUCUUCAAGGGUUUUACAGAUAUGUCUCAGCUGAGUCUUCUUAAAGAGGCAGCUCUCGAUUUACAGUUUAUUUCACCGAUUCUACAGAAACUAUUUUAUUAUGUUAUCCACUUCUGAUGUGUAGUGUUACAGUCUGUAGUGGUGCUGGACUGUCCAUUGAAUGGUCUCAAGCAGGUGGGGGGAAAUGCGUUUAGUUGCACUUUAAAUUGAGUUUUAAAAUUAUGAUUUCUCCACAUGAAUAAAUAAUAACAAUGUCAAA